AUGAUUCUACGGAGCAUCUAUCUCCUGGCGGCUGCCAUCAUCCCUUUUACGGGUGCUGAUGUUCAAGUCGUCGCACCCCAACCUGGGGACAGUAUCACCGGACUCAAUCUGCAGAUACAAUGGAAAGACUCAGGCAACUCACCUCCUCUCUCCCAACUCGCCAAUUAUCAACUCUUCCUGUGCGCAGGAGGCAACGACGAGUCCGCCUAUAUUCCGAUAGCCACACUUGUUGAAGAAGGAACCUUUGCCACGGGCAAUUCAAUCACUAUCACCUUGCAGCCGGGUACUGGUGCUAAUAUUCCCAACGCCUAUUUCUUGAAAUUCGUGUCCGCCGCUACGGGAGGCACUGUCAUCAACUUCUCCGAUCGUUUCUCUCUCAAAAGCAUGACGGGCACAUUUCCAGCCGUGGUACAGCAAGGGUUGAGGACUGUCACUGGUACUGCUGGCCCAGCCGACGUCAAUAACGUCCAAGCCCCCCAGGCGGGCGCUGGUCCAAACAACCCAUCUGUCGGAGACGCCGUCUAUAGUACCCCUUACACUAUGCAGACAGGGACAAUCCGCUAUGCCCCCAUGCCUCCAAUGGCCCAAACAAAGAUCACUGCGAAGAAUGCUUCUCCUUUGUGGCCAACCAGCGCAUAUACGGUCUAUCAAACGAUUGCCGGCACCCCAAAUGCCGUCACAACGAACACCUUGGCCCUGACAUUCAGCAUUUCUAGUCGCGAAAAUCCUGUGGCUGCAGCUGGUCAACCGACCGACGUAGCAAUGCAGAAGUUCCUUAAUCGCUGGAAGGAUUGA
Messenger RNA from Fonsecaea nubica, 795 nucleotides. RefSeq lists its product as hypothetical. The transcript is spliced from 3 exons. The record is from RefSeq and is a predicted model, not a curated record. Gene Ontology annotation, biological process: (1->6)-beta-D-glucan biosynthetic process; fungal-type cell wall organization; cell wall biogenesis. Gene Ontology annotation, cellular component: extracellular region. Lineage: Eukaryota; Fungi; Ascomycota; Eurotiomycetes; Chaetothyriales; Herpotrichiellaceae. Bases 1 to 795 code for a protein of 264 amino acids.